AAGUCGCUCUGACAGAGGCGGCUCCGCGUCAGGUGACUGAAGUAUAGGGUGGGAGGGGCCGGAGGUUCAAUCUUUCUGACUGACGAGCCUCUAAGACUGGCUUUGGCCGCCGAGGGACAGAGAGGGGCUGGUGGCGUCGCUGGCGCUGGCUGUGCGGCGGCAGCCUUCUGAGUGUGGCGUAGACAUUCUUGGAAUGCGAGUCUCAUCUGUCUCCAUGUGGUCCAUCAGCAGCCUAAGCAUCAGUGUAGACAGGCUCAGACAUGCCAAGGCGCCUCGCAGAAAGCUCCCAUGUGAACAAGAGUGUCUUGAAAAUCUUCACUGAAAUCUUUGCUGGCGGCCAACAAUGGCAAGUAAGGGGCCCUCGGCCUCUGCAUCCUCUGAGAAUUCCAGUGCAGGGGGCCCCAGCGGCAGCAGCAACGGCACUGGUGAGAGUGGAGGGCAGGACAGUACCUUUGAAUGCAACAUAUGCCUGGACACAGCCAAGGACGCUGUCAUCAGCCUGUGCGGCCACCUCUUCUGUUGGCCGUGUUUGCAUCAGUGGUUGGAGACCAGACCUAACAGACAAGUGUGUCCAGUUUGCAAAGCUGGAAUCAGCCGGGACAAGGUCAUCCCACUGUAUGGCAGGGGCAGCACCGGGCAGCAGGAUCCCAGAGAGAAGACUCCUCCUCGUCCUCAAGGCCAGAGGCCGGAGCCCGAAAAUAGAGGGGUGAGGAACAUUCUAGAAGCUUUUAGAAGUGUGCAUGUGGCUUUUGUAACUUAUCUGUUGACUUUGCGGUUUUUCUCCUUGUUUUAGAACAAGGAAGAAAAGUUGUAAAGGAAAAUUUAUAAAGUACAGAAAAGAGGCAAGCAAGGGGAAAUCCUAGAACCACUCAUCCAGAGAUAGCCAUUGGGAGCAUUUGGGCCUAUUUUCUCAUCUUCCUUUACUAUAUA
This is a messenger RNA of Peromyscus leucopus (white-footed mouse), 930 nucleotides long. It is a transcript of the gene Rnf185, whose product is annotated as ring finger protein 185. Lineage: Eukaryota; Metazoa; Chordata; Mammalia; Rodentia; Cricetidae. The coding region runs from base 344 to 793 and encodes 149 amino acids. Gene Ontology annotation, biological process: ubiquitin-dependent protein catabolic process. Gene Ontology annotation, cellular component: endoplasmic reticulum. The transcript has 6 exons. Gene Ontology annotation, molecular function: ubiquitin-like protein conjugating enzyme binding; metal ion binding; ubiquitin protein ligase activity. The record is from RefSeq and is a predicted model, not a curated record.